GCAUUUUCUUUGGGUUUGUCCUAUCUUUCCUAACUUUACUGAAGGAAAAAAGAUAUACCUAAAAUUCCCAAUGGCAAUCCUACUCUGAUAAAUGCCAUUGAACACCAUUGGAAUAUACCAAAGGAGUUAUAAGUCUCUUGAAUCCCAAAAUCUCAUUUUGGGGGUUUUAUCAGAAGAUUUACAAAAUGAAUUCUUGUAUUUGUAUCACACCAAAGCCUCUCACAUUCAUUGGAGAAUGCAAAGGGAAAGUAUUUCCAAAACAAUUCACAGUUAUAAUGAGCAAAGGUGGGGUAAUUGCAGCUCCCAAAAGCUCUCAGACAUUAAAGUUUCCAACUUUAUCAAAACAAGGCAUUCCUCUGGCUGAUUUGAACGUCGAUGAGAUCGUGGAAAGACAAUCUCAGUCCAACCAUUUCUUGAAGAAGAUGCAAUUUCACCCUUCAUUUCUUGAAGAAGCUUAUGAGAGUUGCAGGAAAAUCUGUGCAGAAUAUGCCAAGACUUUCUAUUUGGGAACUCUGCUCAUGACAAAGGAGCGACAGAGAGCAAUAUGGGCAAUAUAUGUUUGGUGUAGGAGAACAGAUGAACUUGUGGAUGGCCCCAACGCUGUGUAUAUGAAUCCAAAAGUUCUUGAUCGAUGGGAAGAACGUUUGGAAGACAUAUUUGAAGGGUGUCCGUAUGAUUUGCUGGAUGCUGCUUUGAGUCACACAGUGUCGAAAUUUCCCAUAGACAUGAAGCCAUUCAGGGACAUGAUUGAAGGGAUGAGAAUGGAUACUAAAAAGUGUAGAUAUGAGAAUUUUGAAGAGCUGUAUUUGUAUUGUUAUUAUGUGGCUGGAACUGUGGGACUAAUGAGCGUACCUGUUAUGGGAAUUGCACCUGAUUCUUCACUUCCUACUCAGACUAUCUACAGCGCUGCUAUCCAUUUGGGAAUUGGAAAUCAACUUACCAACAUUCUAAGAGAUGUAGGAGAGGAUGCUACAAGAGGCAGGGUAUAUCUUCCUCAGGAUGAGCUUGCACAGUUCGGGUUAUGCGAUGACGAUAUAUUGACAAUGAGAGUGACGAAUAAGUGGAGAGAAUUCAUUAAAGAACAGAUCAAAAGGGCGAGGUUUUAUUUUAAACUAGCAGAAAAGGGAGCUUCUCAGCUUGACAAGGCCAGCCGUUGGCCAGUAUGGUCAUCCUUGAUGCUGUACAGAAAAAUAUUGGAAGCAAUUGAAGAAAACGAUUACAACAACUUCACAAAGCGAGCUUAUGUAAGGAGAUCCAAGAAACUUCUCACACUGCCUCAUGCUUACACCAAAGCUAUUUCGGCACCCAGUCUAGUCUUCCAUUGACUACAGAACCAACUUUGGAUCGCGUUGCUGUUUCCAAGGAUCAAGAACCGACGAAGUGAGGCUAUUCCAAUAUCCUCAGUUUCUUCUUUUUUUUCAUAGGAAACGACCUCAUCCAAAGAGAUUGCAGAAGAUAUCUUCAGAUGGUUAUUCUGAGAAAAUUUAGGUUCAAAUACUUAAAAGGGUCCAAAUUUCUCCUAUUGGUUACUUGCACAAACUUGGCUUGCUUUAAAGAACAGAUGCAUUAAUUCAAAGUCUGGAGUAAAAAAAACAUCAAUUUGUCGCUAAAAGAUUGCAGCCACAGGUUGACGACACUCAACAUAUACAGUGCUUCUAAUUGAGUAAUUGGACCUGAUAAUUGCUUGUUCAUUGAAUAUAAACCAAGCUGUUUGCUUGUUAUAAAUAAUAAUGAUUAAAAGCUAUCGGGAGGAGUGCACGGUAACAGAGGAAAUUAUGGGAAAGAAUAAUAAAGACACUCAUUAAAGGAAAUUAAACUGAUGGUCCAUCUGUAAACCCCCAAAAAGAAAACUAAAACAAAGCAUCCUACAAAAUAGUUAACAGAAAAAGCAGAGAGAACCCGUGAACCAGAGGAAAGGAAAAUUACAUUGAAACAAGUUACUAAAAAAAAGAAAAGAAAA
Benincasa hispida (wax gourd) is the source of this 1960-nucleotide messenger RNA. RefSeq names its product phytoene synthase 2, chloroplastic-like. Lineage: Eukaryota; Viridiplantae; Streptophyta; Magnoliopsida; Cucurbitales; Cucurbitaceae. The record is from RefSeq and is a predicted model, not a curated record. Gene Ontology annotation, biological process: biosynthetic process. Gene Ontology annotation, molecular function: squalene synthase [NAD(P)H] activity; geranylgeranyl diphosphate synthase activity.